AGAAACAUGAAACUUGACUACGUGCUCAAGCAAGUUUUACUUCUCCCUCGUGCAGGGGUGUCUGCCAGCAGCCUGCACUCUCAGAAAUCAGACUCAAGUGACUAGGACUCUCGAGAUCAAAGGCUUACCAUGCUACUCCCCAGGACAGCCAGGGACUGCUGACGUGACCACUGGACAGUGAUCUGUGGUUCGUAUAGUUACCAAAAAGAAUGGAUAAGCUUAAUAAAAUAACUGUCCCCGCCAGUCAGAAGUUGAGGCAGCUUCAAAAAAUGGUUCAUGACAUCAAGAACAAUGAAGGUGGAAUAAUGAACAAGAUCAAAAAGCUGAAAGUCAAAGCACCUCCAAGUGUUCCGCGAAGGGACUAUGCCUCAGAGAGGCCAGCUGACGAAGAGGAGCAGUGGUCAGAUGACUUUGACAGCGAUUAUGAAAACCCAGAUGAGCACUCCGACUCGGAAAUGUAUGUGCUGCCGGCGGAGGAGGCUGGGGACGACAGCUACGAGCCACCACCCACCGAGCAGGAGACUCGGACAGUUCACCGGGCCCUGCCCUUCACCAGGGGCGAGUACGUAGACAAUCGGUCAAGCCAGAGGCAGUCUCCGCCCUUCAGCAAGACUCUUCCCAGUAAACCCAACUGGCCUUCAGCAAAGACAAGGCAGGCCGCCACUCUGCCAGCCCCGACUUCUCUGCACAAACCUCAAGUCCCACCCAGACCCAAAGAGCUCCUUGAGGAUGAGGCUGAUUAUGUGGUCCCUGUGGAAGAUGAAGAUGAAAACUACAUUCAUCCCACAGAAGACAGUUCACUCCCAUCUGAAAAAGCUCCCAUGGUGAAUAGAUCAACCAAGCCAAAUAACUCCUCAAAGCCAGCUUCACCUCCAGGGACAGCUUCAGGUCGAAAAAGUGGGGCCUGGGACUCUAAGUCAACCUCUUCACCUGCUGUGCCAUCCCCACUGCCCAGGGCUGGGAAAAAAACAGCUACGCCACUGAAGAUGACUCCAGUUGUCUCUCAACAGAAUGCCUCAAGUGUUUGUGAAGAAAAACCUAUACCCGCUGAACGCCACCGAGGGUCUAGUCACAGACAAGAAAAUAUGCAGUCACAAGUUUUUCCUCCUCCUCCCCAGAAACCAAUUCAUCAAAAACCCAUACCUCUGCCAAGAUUUCCAGAAGGAGGAAGCCCAACUGUGGAUGGCCCAUUACCCAGCUUUUCAUCUAAUUCCAAUUUGUCAGAACAGGAAGCUGACGUUCACUGUAAACCAUGGUACGCUGGUGCCUGCGAUCGAAAGUCGGCCGAAGAGGCAUUAUACAGAUCAAACAAGGAUGGAUCAUUUCUUAUUCGGAAAAGCUCUGGCCAUGAUUCCAAACAGCCAUAUACACUAGUUGUAUUUUUUAAUAAGCGAGUAUAUAAUAUCCCUGUGCGAUUUAUUGAAGCAACAAAACAGUAUGCUUUGGGCAGAAAGAAAACUGGUGAAGAGUACUUUGGAAGUGUUGCUGAAAUCAUCAAGAAUCAUCAACACAGUCCCCUGGUUCUUAUUGACAGUCAGAAUAACACAAAAGAUUCCACAAGACUGAAAUAUGCAGUUAAAGUUUCAUAAAUUAAAAAAAAAUUUUAAAGGAAGUCAACAUCAUUGCUUCAGAUAUUUUACCUACUUCUACUUUUGAGGAAAAAGUCCAAAAACUUCAUAUUUUGGAUUAUGAAUCGUCCAGUAAUAAAAUAGAAGAUGAGGAAGCUGUUGAGUGGUCGUCGACUUCCUUAUAAGAAGCUCACAUGGACAUGUUCUGUUGCCUGACUUGAUGAACUGUUAAUAUCUGGUGAGGCUGAGAAUAUGCUACUAAUAUUCUCCAAAUAAAUGUCUUUAUUUAAAAAAA
Messenger RNA from Lipotes vexillifer (Yangtze River dolphin), 1863 nucleotides. It is a transcript of the gene BLNK, whose product is annotated as B cell linker. Bases 210 to 1589 code for a protein of 459 amino acids. The record is from RefSeq and is a predicted model, not a curated record. Gene Ontology annotation, cellular component: cytoplasm. Gene Ontology annotation, biological process: intracellular signal transduction; cell surface receptor protein tyrosine kinase signaling pathway. The transcript has 17 exons. Lineage: Eukaryota; Metazoa; Chordata; Mammalia; Artiodactyla; Lipotidae.